Messenger RNA from Suillus subaureus, 654 nucleotides. RefSeq lists its product as uncharacterized. The transcript is spliced from 5 exons. The record is from RefSeq and is a predicted model, not a curated record. Bases 1 to 378 code for a protein of 125 amino acids. NCBI's taxonomy places the organism in Eukaryota, Fungi, Basidiomycota, Agaricomycetes, Boletales, Suillaceae.
AUGGCUUCGAAGGCAACUCGACUCAGAGCCCUCGCGCUUUACAAGGAACUCCACCGACUGGGCAGAGAUUAUGAACCUUCAUAUGACUUCCAUGGGAAGCUUAGACGCAUGUUCGAAAAGAACCGGAACCUCACUGAUGAUGACGAAAUAGAGAAGGCGCUCAGGUUUGGAGAAUAUAUCAAGAACGGCGAAAACCCUUGCCUUGUAUUCGCUUCGCAAAUAUCGACAUCUGAAGCGGAUGUAUCCUUCAAACACUGCGUCCGAUACCUGACAGAUCGUUAUCAUCAUUCUUGGCAUCGGCCGAACUCAACCCUCUCCUUCAUGACAACGGAUGUUGUUGGAAGAGGAGUCCGGAAGAAUAGUGAGGCGCGCGGUUGACUGAACCAUGCAAACUUCACUUAUCCACUGGACUUGUUGAGGGAAGUUUGCAAAUGCCUUUAUGGUGCGCAAUGCGAAUCCCGGCUUGAAAUUGUUCACAUAUUGCCGAAGAAUGUUCAUUGCAUUUGCUCAGAAAUUGCGGAAGAAGAGACCAUUUCAUUUCCAGGAACAGGAGGAACUCUGUAAUCUAAUCAACGUGUAGCCUUAUCACCUCUCGGUAAAGUUCUCCGCAUGUUUGAAACUUCAAUUUGUUUCUCGAGGUGCACCAAAGAGCAG